This is a messenger RNA of Malus domestica (apple), 1472 nucleotides long. RefSeq lists its product as uncharacterized. NCBI's taxonomy places the organism in Eukaryota, Viridiplantae, Streptophyta, Magnoliopsida, Rosales, Rosaceae. The record is from RefSeq and is a predicted model, not a curated record. Gene Ontology annotation, biological process: response to desiccation. Gene Ontology annotation, cellular component: cytosol.
ACAUAUUUUGUCAAGACAUAAUUUCAAAAAAUGAUUAAUGCGAUCAGCCGGCCAAAAAGAUAAGAGAUUGUGCACUGCUUUUCAAGUGAAUAAUUCUACUUGUUCCUGGAUUGAAUUUUCUUUGAAUCUCUGCUGCUGCUGCUUGAAUUGAGGAGGAACUUCCACCAACAGUAACAGGGGAAUCCAUGGCAUCGUCUGAUGAUAAGCCCGAAAUUGUGGAUCGGGGUGCUAAGGAGAAGAAGGAUCAAAAGAAGGAGGAGGGGGAGGAGGAGGGUGGAUUUAUUGACAAGGUGAAGGGUUUCAUCCAAGACAUUGGGGAGAAGAUCGAGGGUGCCAUUGGGUUCGGCAAGCCAACCGCCGAUGUUGCUGCCGUUCACAUCCCCAGCAUCAAUCUCGAAAGGGCCGAGAUCGUGGUGGAUGUGCUCAUCAAGAACCCUAAUCCGGUUCCCAUCCCUCUCAUCGACAUUAACUACUUGAUCGAAAGUGAUGGGAGGAAACUUGUCUCCGGGUUGAUCCCCGAUGCUGGGACAAUCCACGCCCACGGGGAGGAGACUGUCAAAGUUCCCGUCCACUUGGUGUACGAUGACAUCAAGAGCACCUACGAUGACAUCAAGCCUGGAAGCAUCAUUCCGUACAGGGUCAAGGUCGAUCUCAUUGUGGAUGUCCCUGUCAUCGGCAGAAUCACUAUCCCCCUCGAGAAAACUGGAGAAAUCCCCAUCCCUUACAAGCCUGAUGUCGAUGUUGAGAAGAUCAGGUUUCAAACCUUCUCCUUUGAGGAAACCGUUGCGGUCCUCCAUUUGAAGCUGGAGAACAUGAAUGACUUUGACUUAGGCCUCAAUGCUCUCGACUACGAGAUUUGGCUGUGUGAUGAGAGCAUUGGGGGUGCAGAGCUCGCCAAGUCUGCCAAUCUUACUAAAAAGGGCAUUACUUAUGUCGAUGUUCCCAUUACCUUCAGGCCUAAGGAUUUCGGGUCUGCGCUCUGGGAUAUGAUUCGGGGAAAGGGUACCGGCUACAGCAUCAAAGGGAAUAUCAAUGUGGACACGCCCUUUGGAGCCAUGAAGUUGCCCAUUGUCAAGGAGGGUGGUACUACACGCAUCAAGAAGAACAAGGAAGAUGGCGGUGAUGACGAUGAUGAUGAGGAUUAGAGAGGGAUGUUGGGUUGGGUUGACAAGCGAAACUAGUAGUUGUUGUCGUCUGUUUAUCUGUACUGGUGUUUUGGAAUAAUAGAUCAAUAUUGAGGCAUGAUUUCUGGUGGUAAGUUAAGCUGUUUUGGAGGAGAAAUUGGUGUAAUUGCUAUGGUUGGAUGGAUCAUGGAAGGGAAAGGUGUCACAUUUGGUGUGUUAUUGUAAUAGCCUAAUAGAUGUUGCAGUUUUCGCUUUGGGGUAAUUAAGUGAUUUGAGUUUUCAGUGAUUGUGAAAGAGAUUAUGAUGAUAAUAUGAUUAUUAAUGUUUAAAAUCUGUAUCUUUCUUACU